CCUACAAACUAUUCGCAGCCAAACGUAAGAGACAGGAAUCCAAAGAUGCAGAAUGGAACGCAUUAGUGAAUAGUGUGGUCGACUUCCCCGCGCCAAAAGAGUCCGACGUGCCCACGCCAGUGGAGCGUCAGAAAGUCGUUAACGAGUACCUCCGCUUGGUCAAGUCUAUAAGCAACACCGAAGUGCUUCCAGCGGCCGAACUGAGAGAUUUGGCUUUCAAAGUCCAUCAAGUAUUACUCAGGAGUGGUGAUGCGAUGGGGCAGUUGUCUGAUAAAGCAGUGGAGAAAACGGUCGCACUGGAAAUCAAGGUGAGUGUAUAA
Sphaeroforma arctica JP610 is the source of this 320-nucleotide messenger RNA. RefSeq lists its product as hypothetical. Lineage: Eukaryota; Ichthyosporea; Ichthyophonida. The annotation marks the transcript as partial. The transcript is spliced from 2 exons. The record is from RefSeq and is a predicted model, not a curated record.